Molecule: messenger RNA, 1630 nt
Organism: Daphnia pulicaria
Lineage: Eukaryota; Metazoa; Arthropoda; Branchiopoda; Diplostraca; Daphniidae
Exons: 7
Coding region: 49-1218 (389 amino acids)
Molecular function (GO): protein binding
Source: RefSeq, a predicted model, not a curated record
AGCAAAAACCACAUUCAAUGGGAUGGAGAAAAAUUCGUGCCCAAACCGAUGCAACUGAGCAAAAUCAAUUUGGACAAAUUUCGUGAUUCUCAAUCGUUUCGGGAUCGCAACGUUCCUGUCCGUUACACGACCGCUGAACUGUCGGCACCAAUCAAAAUUAUGGAACAGGCAGCAGAAUUCCCUGUCACUGACACUGCCGAACAGAAAAAUUUAAAGGACGCAGUGAAAGCUAUUUCUAAUCGCUUAGACAACACCAUAAACGACUUGUUUAAAACAAAGAACGAACUGAGGGAUGCGAAGAUUGAAUUGGCUAAAAAAUGUGAAGGGAAUAAGCAGGAGUGGGUGAAAACGAAGGCUGAUUUAACCAAACAACUCGACGAUUUUUCUUCAAAAUUAAAGGUGAAUUCAAAUCAAUUACGUCAAGAACUAAAAGUCGAGCUAAAAGUCAGUGAAGCAAAUCUGAAAAGAGAAUUUUCAGCAACCUCUAAUGAUUUUGAAAAAACAAAAACAAAUUUUGCCACAAUCAGAAUGGAAUUGAGCAACGCCAUGUUCACCGUUAAGGAUGUUGCGGCCAAAUUAAAUGAGAGAACGAGUGAAAUAGUUGACAUUGGUAAAAUGCCAACCUCGUGCACGGACCUGCAGCGAAUGGGGCACAAACUGAGCGGAUUCUUUUCCGUCAAAGGAUCGAAGAAGAUGGAAAUGAUUUACUGUGACUUUUAUCCUAAUGAAAAUGAAAUCCAAAAAAGGAUCGGAUACGUCGACGUCAAAUCGGCGCCAGUCCAUUUUUACGUCACGAGAGAUUCUACAUUUAAACUAACAAACACUCCGAUUCCGUUCAAUUUGGUGCGGAUGAAUGAGGGAAAUGCCAUGGAUUUGGCAUCAGGGAAAUUCACGGCACCGCGACCGGGAAUUUAUUAUUUCUCUUUCACGGGACAUGCGCGUAUUUCAAAUUCAUCGCCUUAUCAUUUCUAUUCCUCUCUUUAUUUGAACGGGUAUAUAGUCGGGUCGAGUUUUGUUAGCGAGGAAAGGGACGCCAUCAAUAAAUUUAGUCCAUUGACCGUCCAGGCGACGCUAAACUUAAAAAUGGGCGAUCAAGUUUGGGUGCAGAUUCAAUAUUAUGGUUUAUCCUCGUAUUUGUAUUCUUUGCAUGACGACGGUGACCGCAUGACCCAUUUCACGGGUUUUCUGCUGGAGGAGGAUAUUGAGGCGUCCCGUUAGAUCUUUUAGGGGAAAUGCCAGAGGGAAGGAAAGAUCUUACGAAAAUUCAAUAACUAAUUUUCAAGUUUCUAUCUGCAAAACUCUGGACGCAACAAGUAGAUAAAACCGAUUUUGAUUGCCAAUAUUGAUUGCCAAUUAAAUCCAGAUUCACAAAAUGGGAGAAACUAGACUAGAAAUAGGGGGGGGGGGGGGGAUUCAUUAGCUAAUUCAUUAAUCGUCAAUGGAUUAUAAUUUUCAAAUUAACUUUUUCAGCUUCACGCUCUUUAUAGCUGCGCAUCGCUGCACACAAAUUCACGCGUCUAUCUGCUAAAUCAAGGGAAGGUCAAACUUGUUUUGAUCCCACCCCCGAAAAAAUCAUUAAAUUUUUCAAUUUGUUUGCCGAUUGCACAUAAAAUAAACGAUGAAACGCUUA